Molecule: messenger RNA, 2390 nt
Organism: Branchiostoma belcheri (Belcher's lancelet)
Lineage: Eukaryota; Metazoa; Chordata; Leptocardii; Amphioxiformes; Branchiostomatidae
Product: peroxisomal membrane protein PMP34-like
Exons: 9
Coding region: 149-1147 (332 amino acids)
Cellular component (GO): peroxisomal membrane
Molecular function (GO): AMP transmembrane transporter activity; NAD transmembrane transporter activity; FAD transmembrane transporter activity
Source: RefSeq, a predicted model, not a curated record
UUAUAAAGUUGAAAGGUCAGUUACGUGAAUUGCCGGUAAAAGCCCGCAUGUGUGUAGCUACAGAUUGAAGUGUUUUUGUGCAGCUAAUGUUGACGUUUUGUCGCAGUUUUUGUUAAGUCCAGGGUCCGAGAUUUAGGCAGUCUGUACGAUGGAAGAUGUAGAGGACGGAAUUCCCUCCCCUAUAGGACUGUUCAGCUACGACAACUUGAUCCAUGCAGUGGCGGGAGCGACGGGCAGUGUGACUGCUAUGUCAGUGUUCUUUCCUCUGGACACAGCAAGACUCAGGUUACAAGUUGAUGACAAGAGGAAGGCAAAGUACACUCACGAAGUCAUCUCUGAAAUUUCAAAAGAGGAAGGCGUGAAGGCGUUAUACCGAGGAUGGUUCCCUGUAGUUUCCAGUCUCUGCUGCUCAAACUUUGUUUAUUUCUACACAUACAACGGGCUGAAGACAAUCAUGAACCACCAGCCAAGCGGACCUCUCAAGGACCUGUGUCUGGCUUUCAUGGCUGGUGUGGUGAAUGUCUUGCUGACCACACCCAUGUGGGUAGUGAACACCCGGCUGAAGCUGCAGGGGGCAAAGUUCACCGGAGAAGAACAGCGGGAGAACAAACCCCCGCACUACAAGGGCAUUAUGGACGCGUUCCGGCGUAUCGUGCGAGACGAGGGUGUGUCUGCCCUGUGGAGUGGAACCCUGCCCUCCCUCAUCCUGGUCUUCAACCCCGCCAUACAGUUCAUGUUCUACGAGGGCUUCAAACGGUCUCUUACCAGGGUUACCCAUCAGCACUCUGCUGUUUCUCCUCAGGAACUGAACGCCUGGCAGUUCUUCCUGGUCGGAGCCCUUGCCAAGGGAAUCGCUACGGUUUCCACCUACCCUCUGCAACUCAUCCAGAGCAAGCUCAGGUCUGGGAGGAACAAGAAGGCUGAGGAGGGCCGACAGACCAGUGAAACCUUCCGUAGUGUGGUGGUCAUGAUUCAACAACUGCUCAGGAAACAGGGACUGAAAGGCUUAUACAAAGGGCUGGAGGCCAAACUCCUCCAGACAGUUCUCACUGCAGCACUCAUGUUUCUGAUCUACGAGAAGAUAGCAGCUUUUGUCUUUAGCAUCAUGAGGCCGGAGACAGUUUUAGAGGCAAUAAGGAGGAGGUAGUAAAGAAAGAAAUGAAGAUCCCGUUCCUUGUUUUCAGUAACUGUUGGAUAAGACUGAAACAAAAGUCUGACCUUGUGUCAUUCAGUGCAGUCAAUGUAGACCAAUUGUUGCUGAAACUGGAAUAAUAGGUAAAACAGAGGGUACAAUGUCUUUGUAGUUCUUCGGAGUUUAGGUGGACUGUCAAUUCCUCACAUGUGGCUUCUUAGUUCAAAACUUGAGGCAUACAGUCAUCCACACCUCCUGAAUGUACAUUGUACAUGCAGGCAGCUUGUCUGGUUACCAAGGCAAUAAUUUGGCUUGCCCCCUGGAUUACCCAGAGUUCUCAAAUUUUUCCCAGCAUGCAAAGGAUUGCCACUGGGGACUAUGGCCAUAUUAUUUCGUUAACUCAAAUGAAAGUUAAUCUAUGAUAAAGCACAUUAUGAAAAUUUACAAUGAAUGCAGUAUCCAUACACAAAUUAAAAUGGUUAUUCAUUAAAAUUACCAGAAGCCUAAGCCCACAUGACCUGGGAAGAAAGACGACAUCAGCAACAGAUCAAAGGUGUCUUUAGUUGGUAACGGCCCCCGUCUUAGUUGAGGGACAGUCUAAGUGACCUGAUAUAUGUGGCUUCUUUCUCUCCUCUUAGAAUUCUAUUUCUUUACUUGUUGGUGGGUUAAUGCAUGUAUAUGACAAUCAGGGCAUGCAAAUGUUUUUUUUUCAAUUUCUUUCUUUUUUUUAACAUUCAUGAAUAAAUUCAUUUUACUUAGUGUAGUUUAUCAAUUUUUUUUUACAAACAGUCCAUUGUGUAUACUUUUGUAUAUUUUUUGUGCAUUCAUAGAUACAAGAACUGUUUUACUGUUAGGGUUUGAAAUACUGGGUGUGUAUUAUGCACUAAUAUGCACCAAAAAUUGUGUACCUAAUUUUUACGGUGGGUGUGCCAGUGUACCAAAACAUUUAUGUAGGGUUAACCUGUCUCAUACACAAUUGUCCUCUUGCACACUAGGGUAUGAUAUUCUUAACAUUUGAAGUUCUAAAAAUUAUAAAAGGUUUAGGAUAGGAAACUUACUAAUAAAUAGUAGAUAUUUAGAGUGUGUUUGAUUAAUUUUUUUAGUAGUAUAUAAUCAUGUUGUAUGAUAUAGUUUUGAAUCCCCCCAAAAAACAUCAUGACUAUGCAAUCUUAGCUAUAUUUACUGGCUUCAAACUGGUUGGACUGAAUGAAUAAACCAAUUUCAAAUUAAAUGUGUUCAAAUAAAUGAUAAUACGAAA